AUGCCUUACCCAAAAGAUGCCGUAACGCCCGUGACAUGCCCGAUCGAGCCCUUGAAUUCACUGGUAAAUGGAGUUGCACCCAAAAUUCAAUCUGUGGACAUCAAAGAAUUUGAAGCCCAGAAAAGGACAGGUGUCAGUUACCCACCUCAGUUGGCCUCGGUCCAUUCAGAUGGGGCAUCCGAUAAUGACCCAGCAUGUGCAUUGCAGAGCGAUGAUCAUCUGGAUCUUAUCAUAGUCGGAGCAGGAUUGUCCGGUAUUUCUGCAAUCUAUCGCGCCAGAAAAUUAGGGUUGAGGGCCAAAAUAUUCGAGGCUGGACUUGACUUUGGGGGAGUCUGGUACUGGAACAGGUAUCCGGGGGCUAGAGUCGAUUCAGAAUUUCCUUUCUACCAGCUGAAUAUUCCAGAGGCGUACAAAUCGUUCGACUUCACCCAAAGGUUCCCAGACCACAAGGAACUCCGCCGCUAUAUGAACCAUUUGGACAACGUACUGGAAUUGCGUAAGGACGUGUUUUUUGGGGCAGAAGUUUGCGGUGCUGAGUAUGACCAAGAUCAAGGUGUGUGGACAAUUGUAACUACAAAGGGUCUUAAAGCAACUGCGAAGUAUCUCGUUCUCGCGACAGGGCUCCUGCACAGGAAGCACUUUCCAGAUUUUCCAAAUUUUGCGAAAUAUAAAGGCGAGGUAUACCAUUCUAGCUCCUGGCCUAAUGACGCGGAUUUCAGGAACAAGAGGGUGGCUGUCAUUGGAGCAGGUGCGACAUCUGUUCAGAUUGUGCAGGAACUGGCAAAGCAGACAGCAGACGGAGGAUCCCUGACGAUAUACAUACGUCGGCCGAGCACUUGUAUUCCUAUGGGCCAGCGAGAUGUCUCUCCCGAAGAGCAAGAAAGCCUACGGGCCUAUUACCCUGUUCUCUUCAAAGAAGGUCGUCAAAGUAUAGCAGGAAUGCCGAUUAGUAGUGUAGGAUGUAAUGUUUUCGAACAUACAGUCGAACAACGAGAACAACUCUUUGAGGAAUUGUGGGCCCGAGGAGCGUUCAACUUCCUGCUUGGAACGUAUCGAGAUGUCGCCAUCGAUGAGAAAGCGAACCACGAAGUGUACAAUUUUUGGGCGAAGAAGGUCCGAUCAAGAAUGACAGAUCCCCUAAAGAAAGAUCUGAUGGCGCCGCUGAAGCCUUUAUAUCCAUUUGGCACAAAGCGGCCACCCCUCGAGCGCGACUACUAUGAAUGUGUCGACAUGAAACAUGUCCAAAUCGUCAACUUGAAGAAGGACCCUAUCAAGGCAUUCACAGAGUAUGGGAUCGCGACUGAAUAUGAUUCAGUUGAAAAGGAGUUUGAUGUGGUCGUUCUUGCAACAGGGUUCGAUAGCUUCACAGGAUCAUUGACCCAUAUGGGCUUGAAAAACAAGCAUGGAGUGGAUAUUAAGGACAUCUGGAAAGAAGGUGUACGAACAUAUCUGGGAAUUCUAAUGAACGGAUUUCCCAACGCCUUUCUCCUAUAUAGCCCGCAAGCCCCUACAGCAUUUUCAAAUGGACCGACAAUAAUCGAGAGCCAGUGCGACUUCAUUUUCGACAUGAUUAAGAAGCUGGAGAAGGAGAAUGCAAAGUCGAUUGAACCAACGACCUUGGCUGAAGACGAGUGGAAAGCCCUUAUCAAUGAUUUGAUUGCAGGCUCGCUCCUGAACGGGACCGAUUCAUGGUGGAAUGGUGGAAACAUCCCAGGCAAGAAAAUCGAGGUUCUGACCUACGGCGGAGGCAUUUCUGAUUAUGAAAAAACAUGUUACACAAAGCUCGAUGGAUGGAAAGGUUUUGUGAUAGAAACUAAGAAACAAAAAUUAUAG
This is a messenger RNA of Bipolaris maydis ATCC 48331, 1833 nucleotides long. RefSeq lists its product as uncharacterized. NCBI's taxonomy places the organism in Eukaryota, Fungi, Ascomycota, Dothideomycetes, Pleosporales, Pleosporaceae. Gene Ontology annotation, molecular function: flavin adenine dinucleotide binding; N,N-dimethylaniline monooxygenase activity; NADP binding. The record is from RefSeq and is a predicted model, not a curated record.